Aspergillus pseudotamarii is the source of this 1287-nucleotide messenger RNA. Its product is annotated as GNAT family N-acetyltransferase. The record is from RefSeq and is a predicted model, not a curated record. The transcript has a single exon. Bases 357 to 815 code for a protein of 152 amino acids. Gene Ontology annotation, molecular function: acyltransferase activity, transferring groups other than amino-acyl groups. Lineage: Eukaryota; Fungi; Ascomycota; Eurotiomycetes; Eurotiales; Aspergillaceae.
CCUGCCACUACUGUGUACUCUCACACCCCAGUCACGGGUCUGAUAGAGCCCUACUAAUCAGUACGUACCUACAUAUCCAUUAAAAGCCAAAGUUACAUUCAAGAUUCAACAAGACAUCCGAUACCAAAUUCCAUCAUUGGUGUAUUACUUCCUCAUUUUCCUGAUGAUCACCAGGUUCUCAUCGGGAAAAAGUAACAAAAAAAAAAGAAAAGAAAAGAAAGCCCUACACAAGGUACUGAGUACGGGGGUAAAUAUAUACAAUAUCAAACUCUAACCAAAUCAAUCUCAACCUCAACAACCUCCACCCCUUCUUCUUCUUUCCCUUGGAGAACCAUCGGGGAAAGCAAAAAAGGAAAAUGGCUCUGGAUUUCAAACCCCGGCUCGCAACUGCCUCCGAUAAACUCACUAUUGCAACCUUGGUCAACAAAGCUUACACCCCCUACAUUGAACGGAUCGGCCGAAAACCCGGCCCCAUGCUUGAGGAUUAUGGGGCGCUGAUCGACGCCGGGCGAGUGUAUGUGGUGGAGAAGGAUGGGGUAAUGAGUGGGAUUCUGGUGCUGAUUCCGGAGGAGGGGACGAUGUUACUGGAUAAUGUGGCUGUUGCGCCGGCGGCCCAGGGGGUAGGGUUGGGGAAAAGGUUGAUGGGGUUUGCGGAGGAGACGGCGAGAGCGUGCGGGUUUGAACGCAUCAGAUUGUAUACGAAUGAGAAGAUGGUGGAGAAUCUGGGAAUUUACGAGAGAUUGGGGUAUGUGGAGACACAUCGGGGGUGGGAGAAUGGGCUGCGGAGAGUGUACAUGGUGAAGGUGUUGCAUUGAUUGAUAUGAUUCUUACUGAUCAGGUUUGAUGGCAAGCAUGCCAUACAUGCUCGACAGUUAUUUCCACGGUCAGAUUGACGGAAGCAAAUGUUCCGUCGGCUAUUAAGAGGGGGAAUCACGAAUACACCUUGAUUAGAGUGGAUCUGUAUAUUCAGUUACCUCCGAUAUACACAAACUACCUACGGGUGUAUCAAAGACAGCGAGCCGAGGGUACCUAGGUGGAGUGGCAUUAAUAUUGUUGUACAUUUCCAGAGUUGAGUAGAUGUGCUCAGAUGGGUCAAAGAUCCCGAUCGCUCAAAGUCAUAGCAUACUAGGAUUUUUCAUGCAGUCGUUAAACGCUCAGAUUCGCUAUGAUCCCAGAAACGCCUCGCCGAAUAACCGAAAAGGAAAAAAAAAGAAAAAAAGAAAAAGAAAAAGAAAAAGGAAAAAGGGGGAAAGGGAAUAGGGAAACCAAGGGGGACGAGUCCGCUAA